GCCAAAGCAAGCAUCAACACUUUUUUCCCCUCCUCCGUCUUUUGCCCGCAUAUUUCCCCCAGUGAGGCUUCUAGUCUUCCUAUCUUAUUUGACACUUGCUCAUCACCCUGUGGGCUGCUAUCAUUUGAUUAAUUUCCUUUGAUUUUUCUUCUUCUUUCUAAAUUUUUCUCUCAUCUAGAACCUCAGUGGUUCGUGCGCUUUGUUUUCACCCCUCAGUGUCCUAAGCAACCAUGGCCGAGCGCUACAUCCCAGAGCAUCGUCGCACCCAGUUCAAGGCUAGGAAUCAGUUCCGGCCUGACGAGCUUCGUCGUCGUCGUGAGGAGCAGCAAGUUGAAAUUCGCAAGCAGAAAAGAGAAGAGAAUUUGGCCAAGAGGAGAGGUAUCCAGACCCGCGAUGGUGGGAUUGGUGUGGGAGAAGGCAUGGCCGCUGCCGCCGAGAGUGAUGAUGAAGCCACUGCCAUAGAAAGCGAGCUCAAUGUGGAACUACCGGAGAUGGUUAAGGGUGUCUUCUCAGAUCAGAUCGAGUCGCAGAUUCAAGCCACAACUAAGUUCAGGAAACUGCUUUCCAAGGAGCGCAACCCUCCCAUCGAGCGUGUUAUUGAGACUGGUGUCGUGAGCCGUUUCGUGGAGUUCCUUCGUUCUCCUCAUACUCUAGUUCAAUUCGAGGCCGCCUGGGCCUUGACCAACAUUGCAUCUGGAUCUGCUCAGCAAACCCAGGUGGUUAUCGAAGCCGGUGCUGUGCCCAUUUUCGUCGAGCUGUUGAGCAGCCCGGAACCUGAUGUUCGGGAGCAGGCUGUUUGGGCUCUGGGUAACAUCGCUGGUGAUAGCCCUCAAUGCCGUGACUUCGUCCUCAACGCUGGCGCCCUCCGUCCUCUCUUGAACUUGAUCAACGAUGGCCGGAAGUUGAGCAUGUUGCGCAACGCUACAUGGACUUUGAGUAACUUCUGCCGUGGCAAGACCCCCCAGCCCGAUUGGAACACGAUCGCUCCUGCUCUUCCUGUCCUCGCCAAGCUUAUUUACAUGCUUGAUGAUGAAGUCCUCAUUGAUGCUUGCUGGGCUAUUUCCUACCUCUCCGAUGGUGCGAACGAUAAAAUCCAGGCUGUUAUCGAGGCAGGCAUCCCUCGUCGCCUUGUUGAGCUUCUUAUGCACGCCUCGACCUCCGUUCAGACUCCUGCUCUUCGGUCUGUUGGAAACAUUGUGACCGGUGAUGACGUACAGACCCAGGUUAUCAUCAACUGCGGUGCUCUCCCCGCCCUCCUCUCUCUCCUCAGCUCUACCAAGGAUGGUAUCCGUAAGGAGGCUUGCUGGACUAUUUCCAACGUCACUGCUGGCAACUCUAGCCAGAUCCAGGCUGUCGUCGAUGCUGGCAUCAUUCCCCCGCUGAUCAACUUGCUCGCCAACGGCGACUUCAAGACCCGCAAGGAAGCUUGCUGGGCGAUCUCCAACGCCACCUCUGGUGGUCUGCAGAAGCCUGAGCAGAUUCGCUACCUCGUUUCUCAGGGAUGCAUCAAGCCGCUCUGCGACCUGCUUGCUUGCCCCGACAACAAGAUCAUCCAGGUUGCUUUGGAUGGCCUUGAGAACAUCCUCAAGGUUGGUGAGAUGGACAAGGAGGCUGCACAGACUGGCGAGGCCCGCGUCAACCGCUAUGCUCUAUUCAUUGAAGAGGCCGGUGGUAUGGAGAAGAUCCAUGACUGCCAGAACAACGCCAACGAGGAGAUCUACAUGAAGGCCUACAACAUCAUCGAGAAGUACUUCUCUGAUGAAGAAGAGGCCGGCGGUGAUAUCGAUGAGCUUGCUCCUCAACAAACCCAAACAGGAUUCACCCUUGGCACUGCCCAACAACAGCCAGGUGGUUUCAACUUCGCCAACGGUGGCGACUCCAUGGACAUGUAAAAGCGGGAUUUUAUUUGAAAUUAAUCAUGACACAAUUGAGACUCGGGCUAUCUGAUUCGAUUCUACUUCCUGCUAGAUCCUUCGUGGCGGCGGCCGCCGUAUAACGAACAAAAGCACCACCUUAACGUCGCAGGGCGAUCAAGUCUUGUAGCGUUCAAGGCGAGAUUUGGGUUGCGUUUUCUGCCUUCAAAAUAACACUUUAAGUCCAUUCCUGUAUCCAUUUCGUCUCCCCCCUUUCGACGUUCAAGCACGAGUCGACGUUUUCUUUCCUCCCAUCCCUGCUAUGAUUUACUUCCCCUUUGACCGUUCACGAUAAACCAGAUGCACCAUCAUGUACCCCUUUUACACUUCCCUAUUUAUCGUAGCAUCCCAUACACCGGCGUAAUCGUUUGUUCAUUCGGUUUUUUUUUUUUU
Aspergillus pseudonomiae is the source of this 2306-nucleotide messenger RNA. RefSeq names its product karyopherin alpha. The coding region runs from base 231 to 1892 and encodes 553 amino acids. Gene Ontology annotation, cellular component: nucleoplasm; nucleus; cytoplasm. The transcript is spliced from 3 exons. The record is from RefSeq and is a predicted model, not a curated record. Lineage: Eukaryota; Fungi; Ascomycota; Eurotiomycetes; Eurotiales; Aspergillaceae. Gene Ontology annotation, molecular function: protein binding; nuclear import signal receptor activity. Gene Ontology annotation, biological process: NLS-bearing protein import into nucleus.